Cucurbita pepo subsp. pepo (vegetable marrow) is the source of this 1156-nucleotide messenger RNA. RefSeq names its product NADPH-dependent pterin aldehyde reductase. Gene Ontology annotation, cellular component: cytosol. Lineage: Eukaryota; Viridiplantae; Streptophyta; Magnoliopsida; Cucurbitales; Cucurbitaceae. Gene Ontology annotation, biological process: folic acid-containing compound metabolic process. The record is from RefSeq and is a predicted model, not a curated record. Gene Ontology annotation, molecular function: oxidoreductase activity, acting on the CH-OH group of donors, NAD or NADP as acceptor.
UAAAGGCACCAAGUGCAUCCCACAACGUCUUGAUGUAAAGAGCAAGAAGGCGUGUGGGGCCAUUUUCAUUUGCGUGACCAAUAUGUAAGCUAAGUGGUUCUCCUUCCACUUUAUUUUAAACCACAAAUCUGUAGAUAAUGCUUCAAACAUCCUUUUAAAACAGACGUAUUCACAGAACCAUAUUUAGACCUUCAUAUAUCUUUUUGGAAUAGUCUCAAGCAGCCCUCAUGGCCUCGACCUCGAGCGAAUCCUCGAGAAUACCCACAAAUGCUUCAAGGGUUGUGUUGAUAACUGGCGUGAGCAAAGGUUUGGGUAGAGCCCUAGCCUUGGAGUUAGCUAACCGUGGUCACACCAUAAUUGGCUGUUCACGUGACCAACCUAAACUUGAUUCCCUCCGUCAACAACUUCCUUCCAAUAGCCACUUGCUGUUCAAUGCUAACGUGAGAUCAAACGAUAGUGUUGAAGAGGUAGCAAGAGCGGUUGUCCAAAACAAACUCGUUCCUGAUAUCAUUGUGAAUAAUGCAGCUGUUGUUAAUAGAAAUAGGAACCUAUGGGAGGUCGAUGUCGAAGAAUUUGAUAAUGUUAUAGAUACCAAUGUCAAAGGAAUAGCAAACAUUUUGCGCCAUUUCAUUCCUCUUAUGAUUCCAAAAAAGCAUGGAAUAAUCAUUAACAUGUCUUCAAUGGCGGGAAGAAGGGGGCAUUCACAAAUUGCACCCUAUUCUGCAUCUAAAUGGGCAAUUGAGGGGUUAAGCAAAUCUUUAGCAAAAGAAUUGCCGGAUGGAAUGACAGUUGUAACCUUAGAUCCUGGCGCCAUAAACACAGACAUGCUCGUUUCAGUUGCUGGCAGUUUAGCUUCAAAUUAUCUACCACCUGAACGUUGGGCUAUAAAAGCAGCGACAAUGAUUCUUGAUCUGACUCCAUCAGACAAUGGAGCUUCCCUCACAGUUAAGGAUCCUACCGAGUUGUCCAACCCAUAAUUUAUUUAUUUAUUUAUUGUUCAAUCCUCUCAAUUUCUACGCCCUUGGAUGAUAAUUAAUUUGGUAAGAAUCAUGGAUACAAUGUUUUGAUAUUAGAUAAAUAAGAGGGAUGAAUUUAUAAAUGUGUAGAAUGUAAAUUUACUAUGCGUAAUAUAAAAUGCUUAAAUAUUGACGUGACG